UGCCAUCGGUUGAAGGGGAUAGAGGCGGGGACCGACGGAGCCAUAGUGUGGCGUUUCCACGCCAAAGGGCGACUCCCAGACGGCCGAAAAGGUGUGAUAUUCCGCGCAUGCGUAAUUCCGCGUACGCGGAGAAAUUCUACGCGGCGCGCAGUGUUAACUCUUAGCUAUAUCCGGGCUGCAUGCCGAAACGACACAUCAAGCGAUCAAUGAAUACGAUUAGGUGUGUCAUAAGUCAUAUCGCGAAGUUUGGCUACUUUCCUUGACAGCACCUCGUCCCUGCUCUCUUAUAAAUCGACAGCCUGGACAUUACAACCAUGGGCUCUUGUUGCUCAAAGGCAUCCCCUGCUCCUAAGGAACAGACGGAUCAAGACGUACCAACUUCACAUGGCACAGAAGCUCAGCAGAUGCCAGCUUCCUCACCCGAAGCUCUACAAGAGUUACGGGAGAGUCUUAAACACAAGUUUGAAAGUGAGGAUACAGAUGGAGGAACGCCUAUUGUGUUUGAGCUACCAAAUGGGGAAAAGCUCACAUACAAUUCCGAUAUGUCCUGUUCAACCAAGAUGCUCUAUGAGUAUGUGUUUUAUGCUGGUUUGGUUAAUCAGCGAUUCCGGAUCUUUUCUGGUCCUGCACGACGACCAAUACCUUGCAACCAUAGCAAACUAUCUGAAAUAAAUUUAAGUCUAUUUACUUUCGUUGUGGAGUAUGAGGAAGGAGACAUUUUGGAAUAUUUACAGGACCUCUUAUGUGAGGAAGAGACAGAAUUAAACGGAAGAGAUGACAUACUAUGGACACCCCUGGAGAAUGGCACACAAACCAAAAAGAUUCUAGUAUCAACUGAGGGUCCUUUGCAAGAAACCUAUAAUGCUGCCGAAAGUAACAAUCGUUGGGUUUUCGGUGGAACACCAUGCACAUCAGCAGAUAUCUUCCACAUUGAAUCUGAUCGAAAUGGGACUGCCAUAAAAGCCAAGGACAGUGGAAGAUAUCUGUCACUUAACAUCAAUGGUGAGGGAGUUCCAGACGCUGUCCCCACUUUCACAUCUAGUGCACCCUCUGGUUCUUCCACUGCAAGCAUAAAGGGAUCUUCAGUUACACUCACUAAGUUCGAGCGUAGGGAUGAGAAUGGAAGGACUGCCUUUGGUUUCACUAUAAGUAGUGGUGAUCCAGUGAAGAACUUCAAGUACUACUUUGUUCCUGGACCUAACCAGAUUGAAGAACAGGGUGUAGAGAUGGAUCAAGACGUACCAACUUCACAUGGCACAGAAGCUCAGCAGAUGCCAGCUUCCUCACCUGAAGCUCUACAACAGUUACGGGAGAGUCUUAAACCCAAGUUUGAAAGUGUGGAUACAGAUGGAGGAACGCCUAUUGUGUUUGAGCUACCCAAUGGAGAAAAACUCACAUACAAUUCUGAUAUGUCCUGUUCAACCAAGAUGCUCUAUGAGUAUGUGUUUUAUGCUGGUUUGGUUAAUCAGCGUUUCCGGAUAUUCUCUGUGCCAGCACGACGACCAAUACCUUGCAACCACAGCAAAGUAUCUGAAAUCAAUCUAAGCAACCUAACUUUUGUUGUGGAGUGUGAGGAAGGAGACUUUAUGGAAAUGAUGACGUCUGUUGAAGAAAUUCAGGCGGGUGAUUGUUAUAUUCAAGUGGAUACUCCUGGUUCUGAUGGUACUCUGUCAUAUACAUAUGAAUCAGGCAGUUACUGGCGUUACCAAAGCAGAAGUAGUAGAGAUGGAUAUUUCACCGUUUUAACUCCAACACAUUACCAAGUACAGAUAAAGCUGGGAAAUAAAUAUUUGACUGUCAAAGAAAAAAAUAAUACAGUCGACACUCCUAAAUUCUGUGAGAGCAAAACUUCUUCAGGAAACACCAUCUACCAUCAAGUAUUCUAUUCCUGUGGCUCUCAAACCUCAUUUUCCCUCAGUUUGGAGACUCAGGAGCCAAAAACCUACUAUUUUACUCCGAAGAGCGGUAAAAUAGAAAUAGAAGACACACGAAAAAAUCUGGCAAUAUUUUCCCAAAACUUCUCGUAAAGUAAUCAAAAACCAUGGAAACAGAGAUACUGAUUUGUAACUAUUGUGUGCUAUUACUCUGAAGUGCUUAUGAAGACAAACUUUGAUAAUAAUAAUAAUAUCGAAUUUAGACUAUGCACACAAUAGUCUGCCCUACUAAUACACUACCAAGGCAGACA
This is a messenger RNA of Geodia barretti, 2185 nucleotides long. The record is from the annotation of a GenBank genome assembly. NCBI's taxonomy places the organism in Eukaryota, Metazoa, Porifera, Demospongiae, Tetractinellida, Geodiidae.